UUAAAGCGCAUCAAAAUGAAAAUAGUUUCUCGUUACGAAAAGAUAACAUUGUUUAUUUCUCCCGACCCUAACAAGCCCCACAAGCACACGAUGAAGUGUGACUGCGUGGACCGUCUAGUAUCAUACAUGUUUCGAAGUUUGGGAUGGAUGGUCGGCAAGAAGCCCGGCUAUUUUGUUAUAGUUCCUAUCCUUAUCUCGGCCCUUCUUGCCACCGGCAUGCAGAGGAUCAAAUAUGAAGCAGAUCCAGAGUACCUCUUCAGUCCAACAGACGGCCCAGCUAAGCACGAACGAUACGUCAUCGAAACUCUCUUUCCAAUGAACCUGUCCAAGGAUUUCGAUGUGGGCAGGAUGACUCGUAUCAGUCCUUUCGCGAGGAUUAUGAUCGAGGCGAAAAAUGGAAAGAGUAUCUUCGAUAAGGAAGUCUUCGCGGAUUUGAAACUCAUAGAUAGAAUGGUGAAUAAUAUCACGGUGUGGCACAACCACAAAUUAUGGAAGUACAAAAACAUGUGUGCCAAGAAGAACAGGAAAUGUUUCGAAAAUAACAUUUUGGAAUUUGAGGACCGAUUAGAUGAUAUGGCCAAUGGCAAAUAUUCCAUCGACUACCCUCUCAUGAUCAACGAGGUUACAUUCAAAGUGUUCUUCAGCGCCGCUUUCUUAGGUGGCGUAAAAACAGAUGAGUUCAACAUGAUAGAAUCUGCCAGAGCGGUUAAUUUAUUGUACUUCUUGGAAACGGGCCCAAGUAAAAAAGAACGAGCGAAUAUUUGGGAAUCAGCUUUUUUGCAAAUGAUGGAGGAUGCUGAUUUUGAACACCUUAAUGUGGCUUAUUAUACAUCUCUCACUUUGUCUGAAGAACUAGAAAAGAAUACAAUUUCGGUAUUGCCUCUAUUUAGUGUGACGGUAGUCAUUAUGCUUGCAUUUUCUGUAUCAACGUGCAUGAUGUUGGACUGGGUGAAAAGUAAACCGUGGUUAGGUGUACUUGGAUGCUUUUCUUCAGCAGUAGCCGUUGCUGCAGCUUUUGGAUUGACCGUCUAUUGUGGAUUAGAGUUCAUCGGACUUAAUUUAGCUGCCCCCUUCUUGAUGCUCGGUAUUGGAAUGGAUGACACUUUCGUUUUACUGGCUGCCUGGAGAAGAACUGACGACAGACUGAGUGUUCCUGAAAGAAUGGCUCACACGUAUGCAGACGCUGGUGUGUCUAUUACCAUCACAUCACUCACAAAUUUUAUAUCCUUCUGGAUCGGAGUAAUCACACCAUUCCCCUGUGUUCGAAUUUUCUGUAUAUAUACUGCCAUGGCUGUAUUGUUCACGUACAUCUAUCACGUGACAUUUUUCGGAGGAUGCAUGGCUCUCAGUGGGUACGCCGAGAAGAGGAACUUGCACUCGUUUAUUUGCGUCCCAACUAUGCCUAAAUCAUUGGCCCAGGACAGAGGAAAAUGCUUCAAUCUCUUUUGCACGGGUGGACGCAAUCCUACAGAUCCAGACAAUCCAAUGGACAACAAGGAAAAUAUGAUGAUGAAGUUUUUUCGGGACAAACUAGGAGUUUUCCUCAGCAGAAAGCCUGUGAAGUUUGUCAUCAUUGUUGUAUUCUUAAUUUAUCUCGGCUUUGGAUUAUGGGGAUGUACGAAAGUCAAGGAAGGUCUGGAACGCUUCAAAAUGGCACGUUACGAUUCAUACUCUCUAGAUUAUUAUGAGCUAGAGGAUAAAUACUUCAGGAAAUAUCCGUAUCGAAUCCAGGUGGUGAUAAACAAAACGUUAGAUUAUUCCGAUCCUAAAGUUCAAGAGGAAGUUGAAGACCUGCUUCAUAGGCUGGAAAAUAAUAGGCUAAUGGCUGGACCACGGUUUACAGAAUCUUGGUUGAGAAUAUACCAUAGAUUUAUGAAAGAUUCGCGAACGCAAGUUUUUCUCCAGGGUUUCAACAUGAGUAAAAAAGAAGAUUUUUAUAGAGGCAUAAGGCAAGUAUUUUUCAGACUUUCCCAAAAUUAUUUCCAGCAAGAUAUCAAAUUUAAUGAGGAUUAUACAGAGAUUACUGCAUCGAGAUUUGUUCUGCAAACAGAAAACAUAAUGGAUGCUAAUGACGAAAAGAAUAUGCUUUUAGAAUUGCGGCAAAUUGCGGACAAUUCAACGCUACCCGUUGUUGUGUUCAACCAACUCUUUGUUCUCUUUGACCAAUUCCUGUUGAUUAAAGAGACUUCCAUUCAGGCUGUAGGUGUUGCAACAGCAGUUAUGAUGAUAAUUUCUUUUAUAUUUAUUCCCAUCCCUAGCUGUGCGCUGUGGGUAGCAUUUUCAAUAUUUUCCAUAGAAAUAGGAGUGGUUGGUUACAUGAGUUGGUGGAAUGUGAAUCUGGAUGCUAUAUCCAUGAUCAAUCUGAUUCUAUGCAUAGGAUUUUCUGUGGAUUAUUCAGCUCAUAUAACGUAUGCAUACAUAUCUUCUGAGCAAAAAGAUCCAGACAUGCGAAUGAGAAAUGCUUUGCAUUCUUUAGGGCUACCAAUUGCUCAGGGUAGCAUUUCAACUCUUAUAGGAAUUGUUGUAUUAAAUGCAGCGCCAUCUUACAUAUUUACAGUUUUCUUCAAGACUGUAUUUUUAGUUAUACUUUUUGCUGCCAUUCAUGGUUUAUUGCUUCUGCCAGUAUUACUGUCCCUGACUGAUGGUUGGUGCAGUGGAGCGAAAAAAUCAUCUGAAUCCGCUCCAGAAAAAGAUGGUGCACCUCCAUUCUACAUAACUCCCAAACAUAGUGAUAUAUUGGCAAAUCACGAUGGAAAACUUUCGGCUCCAACGUACCGAACUCUCGCAGAUUCUCAUUUUGCUGUAAUAGCAGAAGAACCUAAGUACAAGACUACAGCUACCUGGACAGAUAACGGAGAUCUUGAUCAAGGCAUCGGUACCAGCGGUGAAAGUAGUGACGGAAGUUGGAGAGGUGGUAAUGAUGCCAUCAUUGACCAUGCUCACCAGUUGCAUGGCAGCUCCACUAAGCUAACAUCUGUAGGACAGCCUGGAGAUUCACCGCGUUCGAGGGAGAGAGAAGAUCACGUAAAUCCGGGAUUCGUCGACGACAAUGGUCUGAGAGCUUCAGACCGAAACCGUAUGAUGGGGUAUCACCGUUCUAAUCGGGAUUCUAAUGGAGGUUACCUCGAAAGGUGGGACGACUUGCAUGCACGGCAGGAAUCUCCAAAAAAGCAUUUUAGAGAAAGUAGGGACUUGCCUACGCGGAGAAGCAGCGAUCCUGACAGCCCACUUAGUCGUUACAUGUCACGAUUAAACAGUGGUUAUGUCAGAGAAUUUCAGUUGCCAUUGUGAUUAAGUUGUAUUAUAAGCAUUCUAGGAACAAAUACCUUUGUGUGCCACGUCAUGAAUUUUCUCAUGACAUUUUCAGCGGCCAUUGAUCCUAUUAGAGACAAUUGUGUGAAGUGAAUGGACUACAGCGAAACUCGAUUGUAAGGCCCAGUAAUUAGACUUAAGCUUAUGUUAAUAGUUUCUCAUUCCAAAUGUGAUUAAUUUGAAAGCUGAAGAUUUUAAAAUGUUUGAAACACAUUUAAAAGUUCUUUCUUAAAAAAGCAAUUAUUUGAUAUUUUUUCCAUUGCCACAAGUUUUGCCUUUGAGAAUUAUGUUUAUUUGUUCUACUUACUCUUUUCCUUAUUAGUACUAUAAAAUAAUCUUUUCAAAAGAGAAAUAAAUACUUUUUAAUAUUGCAUAAACCAUUUGUGUUGAGCAAAUAAACAAAACGCUUUUCUUGUAUCCUUGUAUAACUUUAAAUUUCAUGUUUUAAAUAGCAAUAGAUGGCUAUGGCAGUCACUUAUCUUAGUAAGCGUAAUAUAGAAAUUCAAGCAUUGUAGAGAAAUAAAAGCAUUGUAAAAAAAUAAAAGCAUUGUAGAGAAAUAAAAGCAUUGUAGAGAAAUAAAAGCUAUAGCCAAUAUAAAAUUAGUUAAACUACUUUUAAACACAAUUGAAUUUAUAAGAAAGGUAUUUUUGGAAUAGCAAAAGAAUAUUGUUAAAAAAUUAUUCAUCUUCUAAGCAGGUGAAAAUUAUACAAACGAUAACAUUCUAUUUCAGUUAAAAGUACGAAUGAAGAAACCUAAAGCUACAAAUUAUUCCAAAUAGUGUAAUACAAUUUGUUGUUGUUAUUAUUGUUGUUUUUUAAGUUAUUAAUCUUCUGGUUUCUCUGCCUGUGUUUUCAACACAGUCUCUUGCUUAUUAACAAUGAAUAGAAUAUCGAACGUGGGCCUUGCAUUCGGUUGUUUUACAGAAUUUUUUACAAAGUUUUUAUCCUGUGUAAUCCAUUUCUCAUUGUAUAUGUACACGUCAUUGUAGAACGUACAUUUAUGAAUACGGGCGAAUUUCUGAUUUUUUACUAAUUUUUAACUUCGGCUAGUCACUUGAGAUGAACGUUAAGUGCUUAAAUAAUACAUUCAGACAUAAGCUGAAUCAAGGAAAGAAGAAGUCCGGUUUCCAUCAAGCCGCCCUAACAUUAAGAAAGAGAAAAACUCUACGGAUCACUCUACGGAACUCUAUGGAUAAAAUCACAAAAAACUCUACGGAUCAGCCAUAUCAAAUAUAUAUUUCAACAAUACACAGAUGGUAAAAACAACCAUCUAUGAACUUUUUUUGUAAUUUUAUGUAGCCUUUUUGUAUUUAUGUCAGUUUGAAAUAACUGUGACAAUCAUGUUUCCAUAAAUUGUGUGAAAUUUAGUUAAUAAAAUGUCAUUUUUUUCA
Stegodyphus dumicola is the source of this 4704-nucleotide messenger RNA. Its product is annotated as patched domain-containing protein 3-like. The record is from RefSeq and is a predicted model, not a curated record. NCBI's taxonomy places the organism in Eukaryota, Metazoa, Arthropoda, Arachnida, Araneae, Eresidae. Gene Ontology annotation, cellular component: membrane.